Molecule: messenger RNA, 1205 nt
Organism: Manduca sexta (tobacco hornworm)
Lineage: Eukaryota; Metazoa; Arthropoda; Insecta; Lepidoptera; Sphingidae
Biological process (GO): chaperone-mediated protein complex assembly; protein folding
Cellular component (GO): cytosol; nucleus
Molecular function (GO): protein-folding chaperone binding; Hsp90 protein binding
Source: RefSeq, a predicted model, not a curated record
UUCACAUGUUUUUUAAUCAACAUAAUAAUAUGGCAACAUUGGCGGUGUGCAGUUAGCACUAGCAAUAGAGACAAAAAGGUUUUGUCAAUCUUGAUUCGUGAGUCGAAUUGUGAAUCUAGUCUAGAAGUUUCCCAUCAAAUAAUACCGCACUUUCAUAUUCGGUUUUAGUAUUCUAAAUCAUUUAUAUAUUGUAGCCAUGUCCAGCGAAACUGCAGUCCCUCCACCCGUUUUAUGGGCCCAAAGGAAAGAAGACGUGUUGCUCACGUUUAGCGUCGAAUCUAAAGACCCAACCAUCAAAAUAGAAAAGGAUUCAGUGUACUUCAAAGGAGUUAAUGCACAGGACAACAGACUCCACGAGGUGACAAUACCUUUGUACGAUGCUGUAGUUCCAGAAAAUAGCGGCUUUGUAAAUAAAGGAAGAUGCAUUGAAAUGGCUCUAAAAAAAGAAAAGAAGGAUGCAGGAUACUGGCCUUCCUUGACUAAAGAUAAAAAGAAACCCCAUUAUCUGAAAGUCGACUUUAAUAAGUGGAAAGAUGAGGAUGAUGAAGAGGAUAACGGCGGCGGCAACAACUAUGAUAUAAGCGAAAUGCUCCGGUCCAUAAGCGGUGCCGGCGACAAACAGGACAAACCUUCAUUCGACGACUUGGAAAGUGAUUCAGAUGAUGAAAACUUACCAGACCUGGAGUGAAAACACUAGUGUUGUCUAAAUUUAAUCUUGACACUACAUUAUGUAUAAGAUUUUUACAGAAUAAAAUUUAAAAUGAUAAAUUUCCACAAUCAUUUUAUUGUGUUCAAGCUCUAUUUUGAACAAAAGCAAUAAAUAUUGUCCGAGCUUGAUUUUGUACAGAUAUCCAGUUUUUAUUGUUACUUCAGUAUGUUCUGGUAAUUAUAAGCUAGUAAUUAUCUUUGCAAAUUGUAGCUUAACUGGUUUAAAUUAAAUAACUAACUCAUUUUCAAAGCUUUAAUAUUAAUUAUAUAUUCUGUAUAAUAUGGAUACCUUGUACAAUAAUUAUAAUGGUACCAUAUAUGUUACAUACAUUUAGACCUUUAGAGUUAUUUGCUGUGCCUAUACCUGUUACACAGUAGGAAUCAUAUCUUGACACAAGUGAAAGGAUGUAUUGCUAAUGUUUUUAAGUAGAUAAAUCUUAGAGCUUUCUGGAACAACUGAAGAGUAUGCAAGUACAAAUAAAUUGUUUAGUCUAAAA